GACCAUCUUGUAGACUCUUUAAUUUCAUCAACUUUCUUUACCUUCUCCCUCACCCUCUCUGCACCAAACUCAACAAAUGUCCAAACAAAUUGGCCUUUUGAUUUCAUCAUGUUCGAUGAUCACACUCCAUCACUGCUAAAUCACAAUCCCAGUUGGUAAUCAAUCUCUUAUCUUCAUGCAGGGCCCUUGGACUUGGAGGUAGAGGAGGAUCAAGGAGGGUUCAAUGGGGCAAGUUCUUUCUGACAUUAUUCAAUUUGCAUAUCAUAAUCUGCUCAGACUAGGUCAUAAUCUGCUACUUCCUCCCCCAAGUCCAACCUCAACAAAUGAAUCAAACACAAGUUCUUUUACUGCAUUACUACCAACACCACUCUGUUCAUCACCAAGCUCAGAUUCAUGUAGCGACUUGACCAAAAGUGGUUCAUCAGUUCAUCUAACUAGCCCGGAUUCAACCACAAGCACUGCAUUGCAACAUGUUGCACUGGGUCGUCAACCAUGCUUGAACUCAAAUAUAGACUACUCGCGCACAACUAGUGCAUUGCAUCAGAAUUCACAUGGUGACUUGGGCUCGGCUUGUGCUUUGCAGCAAGAAAGGCUUAUUUCUUCAGAAAGUUUGGAGUCACUGCGUGAAUUUCUGGCAUUAGAACUAACUAAGGUUUAUUCAAGCACAGACAUACUCGGCAAUUCAAGUACUUAUGUUCCGACAUUAGAUCCGCCUUUAGGUGUUGAUUUAAACAUUGAAGUUGUAGAAAAAAAGAGACAAGCUAUUCCAUCUCUCUCACAUGUAAACUCAAUAGAGCCAAGUGGAAAGGAAAGAGAGAGAGAGAGAGAAAGAGAAAGAGAAAGAGAAGAGAAGGUAAGUAAGGGAGUGGUGAAAAAAGAGAGAUGGAUAAAACAUUAUAGCAGUCAUCAAAAAAUUCUACUAGUGGGUGAAGGGGACUUCUCAUUUUCUGCUUGUUUGGCUGUGGCUUUUGGUUCUGCUAACAACAUGAUUGCAACUUCUCUUAAUUCUAAAGGGUAUUUGAGGAAAAAUUAUGAGAACGCGAGGUCCAACAUCGAAAAAUUAAGGAGCAGAGGGUGUAAGGUCAGGCAUGGUGUGGAUGCCACUAAAAUGUCUAACCAUGUGUUACUCCAGGCCAUGGAAUUCGAUCGCAUUAUUUUCAAUUUCCCUUUUGCUGGCUUUCUUAAAAAUGAAUCACGCAAGCCAGCGCUUCGGCGACACAAAAAACUAGUGCGCCAGUUUCUAGUGAAUGCCAAGAAAAUGAUCGCUGAAAAGGGAGAAAUUCAUAUUUCCCACAAAUCAAAUGGCUUCUUCUUGGAAUGGAAUGUGGAAUUCCUGGCAUCACAGGCAGGCCUUCGGCUUAUUGAAGCCGCGGAUUUUAAUGUGAAUGACUAUCCAGGCUACUGCACCAAAUAUGGGUUUGGAGGCGACACAAAUUUCAACUGCGACACAAAUUUCAACUGCAACCCCAGCAAAACUUACAAAUUUGGGCUUAAAAAACCAAAAAAAGAGAGACUCUACUACUACUACUAAUGUUGUAAAUUUCACUUAUUGCAUUGUUACUGUUAUUUUCAUACUUGUGCUUGCAGGGUGCUAGCUAUACAGUUACCAAAUGAUGUUAUCUGAUUUUUUUUUUUUUUUUUUUGGUUGUAAUCAACUUUUAUUGUGUGUAUACUGCUAUGAAUGAAUGUAAAGGUUUGUGUUUAAAAUUU
Messenger RNA from Cornus florida, 1710 nucleotides. RefSeq lists its product as uncharacterized. Gene Ontology annotation, cellular component: cytoplasm. Bases 224 to 1531 code for a protein of 435 amino acids. Lineage: Eukaryota; Viridiplantae; Streptophyta; Magnoliopsida; Cornales; Cornaceae. Gene Ontology annotation, molecular function: rRNA (uridine-N3-)-methyltransferase activity. The transcript has 4 exons. The record is from RefSeq and is a predicted model, not a curated record. Gene Ontology annotation, biological process: rRNA base methylation.